Molecule: messenger RNA, 552 nt
Organism: Danaus chrysippus (African queen)
Lineage: Eukaryota; Metazoa; Arthropoda; Insecta; Lepidoptera; Nymphalidae
Source: the annotation of a GenBank genome assembly
AUGAAUGGCCAUGACUCAUAUAAACAAAAAAAUAAACGACCAAAGCGGAAAACAUUGAUGACCACAAGACCGAAUACACCUACAGUUGGAAGCAGUUUUGGCAUCGGCCACACUACUAAAGAACCACAGUGCACUUUGUUGGCUGCUAAAGACUCUGAAUGGGUUGAUAUUGUACAAACUCCGAGCAAUUCAAAAUUAGAUAGCAACAAUGAUGAAGCUGUAUUGCAGCUCGUUGAAUGUGAGGAAGGUCCCCAAAUGAAACCACUUAUGCUCAUGUUUCCUCAAUUGCUUGAUGAGGAUCCAGAAAUGGUCGAAGGGAUGCUAAAUAAAGCAAUGUCUACUACGGAGGUCACCAAACAUCUAGUGGGGCAAAAAGCCAACUUCGCUUUCAUGAAAAAAGUUAACCGACUUAUUCCUAUUGAUAAGAAAUGGUUAGAUAGUGUAAGCGAAUACAACACACCAGCGUGCUGCUCUAAGGAAUCCAGCUUUCAAAGUAGUUAUUUAUUAAGCGACUAUGAAGCCGAUACAGAAGAAACUGAUGAAGAAAAGUAA